AUGAUUAGCCAUGAAGCAAGAGAUCCAACCCAGCCAUCACCGGAGGAUAUUACGAAGAAGCGCAAACAUGAAGAUGACAGCCAAGAUGAAUUUACUACGAAGCCAUUCGAGCUCCCAGCCCAGGAAACAGGUUUUCAACACGAUUUAGAAUCAUCUAAUCAAGUUUAUCCUGUUAGUCGUCCGAAUGAAGCCUUAUCAGGCGGCCUCACCUCCAAAUUCCACGAGGAAACCGGACGAAAUAACAAGAGAUUAAAAAAAAUCCCUAAAUCAAAUUCAGAUAAUUAUCCCACAAUCACCUUUUCAGGAGAAUGUAAACUACAGUCACAGAUCAGAAUCAGGGACUUACAGUCUCUGGCUCUUUAUAUUCUAGCAGAUGGAGAAUCGCCACAAUUUGUUUCCGUUCGGAAUCGACCGCAGAUUCGAAAGGUUGUAAUAAUUAUGGUGCCAGGCCUAGAACUCUCCAUGUUUACAGACUCAGAUAUCCGAGAUAAUUCUUCGGUUUACUCUCCGUCAGGUUAUUAUCCAAUAAAGCUUCAAUCAGAUAAGCUUACAGAGAAUUUAAAACAAUUUGCAACAAUGUUUGAUUAUGUUUGGCCUGUUAAGACACCCGGGGAUGAUAAAAAUAUGAAAAUGUAUUCUCCUCUACAAGCUAUGCUUAUCGCACCUAUUCCUAAAAGCAAGGAAGAAAAUCAAACGCAAAAAAAAAAGGGACCUUCUGUCGUAAAAGAGCCCGAAGGCUGGAAGGAUCAACGAGUUCUCAUUGCAGAGUUACUUCAUAGUCCAGAAGAACUUGUUGAAAAUGAAUACACUCUUCAUCCUGCUUCAUACAAAACUGAGGCAGAAAAACUUUCUCUACUAGAAUAUCGGCGAUCUGUAGGAACUUCGACUAAUGAUGGUUGGCUUGAUACGCACGUUGCCAUACUUGACGAUGAUGCUCGUCCUGAAUCUGGAAAUCUAAUAACAGAAGACAGCUUAGUUGGAGACUGGAAAGUGCUCGCCAUGGAUUGCGAAAUGUGCAUGACAGGGGAAUCUAAUUUUUCACUUACUAGGAUAAGUAUAGUGAGCUGGGAUGGAUCUGUACUCAUGGACGAAUUAGUCAAGCCUGCAGAGCCAAUUACGAACUACCUUACUCAAUAUUCCGGAAUAACUGAAAAUAUACUGAAGAACGUAACAACGACUUUGAGCGACAUACAAGAGAAAUUACUCAAAAUUAUUCAUUCCCACACAAUUCUUAUUGGCCAUUCUUUAAACUCUGACUUAACAGCCUUGAAGAUCACACAUCCACACAUCGUUGACACCGCAAUCAUAUUUCCUCAUCCAAGAGGCCCACCUCUCAAAUCAUCACUAAAGUUCCUUGCCCAACGAUAUUUAAAUCGUGAAAUUCAAAAAGGACACGGUGCGACUGGACCUGGCGCCGGUCACGAUUCUAUCGAAGACGCUAGGACUUGCCUUGACCUGGUCAAACAGAAAUGUGAGAAAGGAAAAGCUUGGGGGACUUUCGAGGCUUAUGGAGAGAGUAUAUUCAAACGUGUAGCCCGAACUGGAAAAAGAUUCAAGUGUCAGCAGAGUCUACCGACAGCUCAAUCUUCAGCAGGUCGGACUAGUGCUGCAGUUGACUGGGGCGAUCCACGAAAAGGGCCAGGUGCUGCUGCCGAUUUUCCCAUCAGUUGUAAAAACGAUGAUGAAGUGAUGCAAGGUGUGAUUCGCGCUGUCACAGGUGAUCCUGAUGGCAAGGAAAUACCCGGUGGCGGAGUUGAUUUUGUGUGGGCUCGCUUCCGCGAGCUCGAGGCACUUAGGGGGUGGUCGAAUAAUAAUCGGCGGGCCACGAUAGGCGCGCCUGGCUCGGAUCAAUUGACACCUGACAUAGCCAUCAAAAGCGACGAACAAACUAGUGUUUCGGCAACGACAGCUGUAUCGGAAGCCAUGGACCUCCCACUAUCUGCCCUAACCAAACCCUCAGCGCGUGCGAUAGCGGAAAUGACGCAGCGUAUUUUUGACAUCUACUCAGCCCUCCCGCCCUGUACUGCUGUGAUACUUUACAGCGGCUCCGGCUGUCCGCUCGAAAUGAGUAGAUUGCAGGCCUUGCACACUACCUUUAAGCGAGAGUACAAGACAAAGAAAUGGGAUCAAUUAAGUGUUCGGUGGACUGAUGUCGAGGAGCAGGCCUUGCGCCGAGCUUCACUUGUCGCCCGUCACGGUCUAGGCUUCGUCGGUGUGAAGUGA
Messenger RNA from Blumeria graminis f. sp. triticale, 2223 nucleotides. The record is from the annotation of a GenBank genome assembly. NCBI's taxonomy places the organism in Eukaryota, Fungi, Ascomycota, Leotiomycetes, Helotiales, Erysiphaceae.